AUGGAUGGCAAUCAUUCAGUUAAACGUCUUGAAGGUUCCAGCUCAGCAGAUGAGCAUGUCUUCAACAGCAGAUAUUUCAUCCCCAAGGCUGUGGUGGAACUCUUCAAAGAUGAUGUUCACAAUCGGCCUGGUGAACAGCCGAGUGGUGAGAAUGCCAACUGCACUGAAAAUUGGACAGCCGCUUCUGUCGAGGAGAACAAAAUUUUUGUCUUCGAGCAAACUGGCAUCUUCAUCUUGGCGUGUCGCCAUGGCUUUGUUGAAUCUAUUGUUGAGAUGAAGCGAAGUGGUGAACUUCACUUACUCAAUGUCUGCGGGAAUGAGCAAGCUGUAGGCCACGACAUUGGCUGUUCAUCACGCAAGACUAUCGCAGCAAGUUCUAUUGGUGUGAGAGCAAAGUCACUAAAUCUUAUUGUUGCAGUAAACAGUUUCCAUGGAUAUGCUCAUAACCGCCGCUGCCAGCUGCAAAAUCAUCCUUUGUACCUCAAAGUGACUAAAGGUCGCUUCUUAUUCAAUAAUUACAUUCAGGCACUCAGGAUCAUUGAGGAUUAUACGCCUUUGCUUGAGGAGUUCAAGUCCCGGAAAUCGCUCACUGACCAAGACUUUAUCCAGUGGCAUCAAGAAGAAAUUGAGUUUCUUGGAAACUUGGCUGUCGAAUCACCGUCUGAUGUCCUUGCGGUGGCAUAUGUUGAAGAGCUUGAGAAGCUUUGUCUCACUGAGUCAUUGUAUGGCAGUGUCACAUCAGUGCCUUUCCUCACGUAUACACCUGCUAGCUUUAUGCAAACUUCAGGGUUGAAUGCCAGCGCUCGGCGACAGUCAAGAACAGUCGAAGCAGAAUGCUUAUCGGCACUGCGGAAAUAUGAACUGCAAAUGAACGUUGUCGAUGACUUUGAGCGGCGGAAUGGCAUUAAUGAGCGUUGGACAACAGCACACCCUGGAUAUACUCAGGCACUUGAGUAUGGUCACGAGCGCCACUUCAUUCGGACUGUGGAGCAAUUAGAGGGCUUAGUCGUCCAACACUUAUUUGAGUUUUCAAAGGCCAACCUUGCAAACACAGGUUACAAAAUGCGGAAACAUAUUUCCAAAGCCAUCACACGCCGAUCUGCUGCUAUUCGCUCGAUGCUUGAGAAGUACAACAAGUUAGCCCCUCUUCAAACACCACCUCGGCCCAUCCUUGAUUAUUCUGAAGUUGUCGGGUAUGCUACCCUUGGCGAGUUCUCACUGCUCAAACAUUCUCGCCAUGACCUCCUUUCGAAGCCAUGGGCUGUCCCCGACAAUCAGGAAAUGGCGGCCAAAUAUUUCAAGGUGGUGAGGUCACACAAGGAGAUUGCCCGCCUAAAUGUUGAAAUACGUCGCCUUGAUGCUUGGGUUGAGUAUGAUGACGCAAAGAUGCUAGAAGUAAUUGAGACAUUAACGGUUGAUGAAACUGACUCCCUUCUUGCCGCAGAAUUGAGACGGCAGUACAAUGAACGGCACCGUAUCAACAAUGUUCACCGCCAUCGUUUGGACAAGAUUCGUUACCUCAAGGGCUACAGUGGCCCGGCUGCUGUGCUGUGGCACAACUCUGUGGAGAUGGAGAGAUCAGACAACAAAGAGGAACCAGUUGAUGUUUGGGAGGAUGACGAGUUGAAUGAUGAAGCUUCACGUCUUGAAGAUGCCAUUUCUCGUCUUUAG
This is a messenger RNA of Suillus subalutaceus, 1671 nucleotides long. RefSeq lists its product as uncharacterized. The record is from RefSeq and is a predicted model, not a curated record. The coding region runs from base 1 to 1671 and encodes 556 amino acids. The transcript is spliced from 6 exons. NCBI's taxonomy places the organism in Eukaryota, Fungi, Basidiomycota, Agaricomycetes, Boletales, Suillaceae.